CGUCCCGAACUGCGGGGCAGAGAUUGUGUCCUGAGCGCUUCAUUUAGGCUCAUUUAAGUGUAACUUUGGGGUGACCCGGCAACAGCCCGUGGCUUUUCUCUACGUGCGUAUGCAUGAGCUGCUUGUGGAGCUGCUCCCGGGCGCCGGGUUCUCGCUUGGCUGUGAGUUAUAGCAAGGAGUGUCCAAGUAGCAGCGAAGCGCUCCUUUGGGUUAAUGGUAAGCUUAAUUGGAAUUCUUAAAAGGCAAGAAAUAUUUGUCAGAGUUUGGGCCAGCCCAUCUCGGGGGUGUCUGCCUGGGGUGCAGUUCUCUUGCCGAAUGCAGCAGCUCCUUAAUCUGCCUGGGACGAGCGAGUGCUGCAGCCCAUCCCGAGGCAUGAAUUAAUGGCCCUUCUGCAGGUGGUGCACGUCUCAUUACUCCAGACUUAGUCGUCCCUGCCGCUGGCAGAGUUGGUAUUGAUCAGAGAAGCUAUUAAAAGCUUUUUAGCUCAAUUUACACUUGAAACGAGUUAAUGAAAUACAUUUUGAGGGCUAGUUUUUCCUUCCCUCUCAGCAGCACGCUGAAACGAAGGUGAAGUUGCAGCUAAUUGGGCAAUUACUCAGUAGUUUCAGAUGUUCCAGAAAAGAAAGCAGACCUCACAAAAAGGAGAGCCGGGCUGCCUGUCGUCCCUCAGCGGUCGGAGCUCUGUGCUGUGCCUGCUCCCAAGCACCAUGCGGCUUUCUGAGGGCAGAGAGGCUGCAGCUCCGCUGACAUGAACCAGAAUUGCUGGUCUUCAUUUCUUCCUGGCUCCGUGCCUCGCUGCUCCGGCUGCAGGAGCUUGAAUCUUUCCUCUUGAUCGUAGUCGUUUCAUGUGCAGCUUUGGAAGUGUUUGAAUUUCCAUUGCUCUCUGCCUCAGCCGCUCAUCAGAAGCUUCAAUUUGCUCCCUGUGUGUGUGGGAGCCGUGGCAGUAAACGGGCAGGGUUUAACUGAAAACCGGUGCUGUAGUGACUCAUAACCCACUCCUGCUCCUACCUUUCGGGAGCUCAGCGUGGAAAUCUGGCGCUUUAUCCCGUCGUCCCCGUUGGGCUCUGCGGGCUUUCUGAACCGCUCCGGAGCUGCCUGGUUUCUGGGGGUCUCGGUGCCUUAGAGGGAGAGGUGCUGGGCGAUCCAGGGGCUGAUCCUGCAGCUGCUCUGAUAAUAGAGGAUCCCAUUGAGACGAGGAGCAGCUGUUGAGUCUCUCAAAGGGCUUCUGUUGAAAGGAAGAGCUCGAGCAGGGGGGUGCCAGGAAGUAGGGCUGCGAGUAGUUUGAAAGGACUUGACUUGCUGCUUAGAAAUGAAGAUACGGGGAUGCCUGGUGAUGAAGCCGCUGCGUGGUGUUGGUGUCGUUGUGUUUUAAUCCCUUCUCUUAAAGGCGACGGGGCUUUAGGUGGCGAGGCAGCCAGCGUUCCCUGUGCUGCUGCUGGGGAGAAGACGUGCCGGCCCCGGCAGCCCCGCGUGCGGCGCACCUCCUCGCUGGACACCAUCGUGGGCUCCUACCUGCUGGGACAGUGGCCGCGGGAUGCCGAAGGAGCUUCGGCUUCGUGCAUGAAUGACAAAGCUACCCAGGACUCUACCACAAGUGUCCAGCGCAGUCAAUGUCGUGAUUGUUCUCAGCAAUGUUUCUCCUCGCUUCAGACUCCGGUGUCCUGGCAUGACGCGGAAGUGGGGAAAGCCAGCUCCAGUUCUCACAAGCGUUCUGCUUCUUGGGGUAGCACAGAUCACCGCAGAGAGAUUGCCAAACUGAAGCAACAGCUCCAGCGAACAAAGCUAAAUGGCAGAAGUGGCAAAGAAAAGGAGAAGAGCUCCCCGCUCCAGGGGGACCAUGCUGUCCUCGGAUCGCUCAGGGACUCUCCUUCAGGCUUCCUUUCUUCAUCUGCUAUUCUGAGGCUCAGCCCCUGCUUGCAUAGGAGCCUGGAAGGGCUAAACCAGGAACUGGAGGAAGUGUUUGUGAAGGAACAGGGAGAUGAAGAGCUUUUGAGGAUUUUGGAUGUCCCAGACGGCCACAGGGCACCGGCGCCUGCCCGGAGAGGCUCUGGAGAUGCAGCCCUGACUCUGGAGCCCAGCAGCGGCAGCUGCAGCAGCCUCUCGCUUUCUCCUUCCCCUUCCGUGCCUCUCCGCCUUUCUCCGCACACCCCGGGGAGGCUGGCGGCAGAAGAGCUCGCUGCUGCGGAUGAGGUGCAGCCAGAUCCAAAGGAGAAAGAGGAGGGCAGCCCGUCUCCGGUCCUGGCCUUUGCUUCUUCUCCUCGGCCCAACCACAGCUACAUGUUUAAACGGGAACCUCCCGAGGGAUGCGAGAAAGUCCGUGCCUUUGAAGAAGCCUCCUCCCCCGGCCCCGAGCAGAGCUUCCAGCCUUCCUGCCCGGAUAAGAACAAAGUGCACUUCAACCCCACCGGCUCUGCCUUCUGCCCCGUCAGCCUGGUGAAGCCUCUCUUCCCCAACGUGGGCUUCCUCUUCAGGGGCUUCCCGGCGUCUUCCAGCCCUGGCGCGGGCCCGUUUGCAUCCUGCCAGCCCACGGCCCCCUCCCCGUUCCUCGGGGUGCGGAAGGACGCUGCGGUCGACGGCUUCAGCGACGUCUCCAAGUCGCCCGCGCUGAAUUACGAACACUGGAAGCGCGGCCAGCCGGAGGAGAGCGUCGUCUUCCACAGCUCCCUGGUGGUGUGAAGCCCAGGGGAAGGUAAGCCAGCGGCAGCAGCUCCGGCUCCUCCGUGCGUCUCGGCCAGCCCGUGGAGACAAAGUGCCUUGAAGGUGGGACUUGAGAGCCACGAGGCAGCCCCGGGAUUGAGAAACCACAGCGGGCUUCCUCCGAGGACGGUAGGAACUGCGAAGUACCGCGUGCCACGGGCCUCCUCGCUGCGAGAGGGGCUCGUUUCUCCAAGCCUCCCCCGUUCGAAGCACUUUCCUGCGUUGAAUUGUCGUCGUUUCCUGCGUGAUUGUUCCGCUGGUGAAGAGCAGCGCCCAGCAGAGGCAGAGCCGGGCUCCCCGGGCUCUGAACGCAGCCGAGCCGGGGAGGAUUCAGGUGAAGCCUCCCGGCACUUCUCCCCCCCCCCCUGCGGGUGGCUGCCACCUGCUGAACCCUGCGGAGGGGGAAGGGGGGAGAAGGGGCUCGGAGGGUGGCUGCCCCCGGACGCGGGAAGCAGGAGUCGAUGCUCACCUGCGCGAGUAAAUCGGCUCCUCGCGUGGUGCAGGGAGCGCUGGAGAGCGGCGCAUCCCUGCCCCUGCCUCCCUGGGUACCUUUACCCUGCGAACCAAGCCUGAAGGGGUAAAGGAAAGAAGCUUUAAGGAGCCUCGAGGAAAAACUGUGCCGAAAGGGGAGGGCGCAGGUGCCUGAACGCUGCCUCCCGGCGGGUCUGUGCUGGGGAAAAUUGCCUUACGGGGGGGAAGGGGACGCGCUGCUGCCCUGGGGUUGUGUCCCCCGGCCCUCCUGCGGGGGGGCAGAGGUGUUUGUGGGGUCUUGGCGCUGCGGGAGGAGGGGAUGGAAGCGAGAACCAGCAGUGUCGGGGGGGGGGGGCACAAACCCUUGCUGCUCGCCAGCCACGGGCCCGGAUGGGGUCAGGACCCCCCCACCCCAUGGGGACCCCGCUCCCGGAGCCUCAGCAGCGCGAGGGCGGGGGGUGUGGGGGUGCCGGCAGCGAGGCCGCCCCUCCCGUGCCCGUUCCUGGUUCCUCCCGCAGCCGGCGCUGUUCUGACUCUUUCCGGCUCCUUCCGCGGCCGUUUGUGUUUCGUGCUGGGAGCCCCGAGGAGGAGCCUGGCGGCGGUGGGCGCUGGCUGCGGGUCGGGUUUGCGUUGCGGACGCCGGCGCUGCCGGUUCUAAAAGGAGAAAAAAAUAAAUAAAAAUAAAGGAUUUCGGGCA
This is a messenger RNA of Cygnus olor (mute swan), 3865 nucleotides long. RefSeq names its product family with sequence similarity 117 member A (gene FAM117A). The transcript is spliced from 8 exons. The record is from RefSeq and is a predicted model, not a curated record. NCBI's taxonomy places the organism in Eukaryota, Metazoa, Chordata, Aves, Anseriformes, Anatidae. Bases 1324 to 2676 code for a protein of 450 amino acids.